Pipistrellus nathusii (Nathusius's pipistrelle) is the source of this 1587-nucleotide messenger RNA. The record is from the annotation of a GenBank genome assembly. Lineage: Eukaryota; Metazoa; Chordata; Mammalia; Chiroptera; Vespertilionidae.
AUGGAGAAUCCGAGUGUGCCUCCGGGGCCUUACCGGGCCACCAAGCUGUGGAAUGAAGUUACCACAUCUUUUCGAGCAGGAAUGCCUCUAAGAAAACACAGGCAACACUUUAAAAAAUAUGGUAAUUGUUUCACAGCAGCAGAAGCAGUGGAUUGGCUUUAUGACCUAUUAAGAAAUAAUAAUAAUUUUGGUCCUGAAGUAACAAGGCAACAGACUAUCCAACUACUGAGAAAAUUUCUUAAGAAUCAUGUAAUUGAAGAUAUCAAAGGGAAAUGGGGAUCGGAAAAUCUUUAUGACAACAAUCAGCUAUUCAGAUUUCCUGCAAAUUCUCCACUUAAAGCUCUUCCACGAAGGCAUCCAGAAUUGAGAAAAAACAGCAUAGAGAACUUUUCCAAAGAUAAAGACAGUAUUUUUAAAUUACGAAACUUAUCUCGUAGAACUCCUAAAAAGCAUGGAUUACAAUUCUCUCAGGAAAAUACUGAAAACAUGAACUGUGACAUAAUCAAUGAAGAUCAAGAAAACUCAGUUGAUAAUAGAGAAAUUAGCCAGAAAGAUAUUGAAGAAGUUUGGAGAUACAUUAUUCUGAACUACCUGCAAACCAUUUUAGGGGUGUCAUCCCUAGAAGAAGUCAUAAACCCAAAACAAGUAAUUCCUCAAUAUAUAAUGUACAACAUGACCAAUACAAGUAAACAUGGAGUAGUUGUACUACAAGACAAGUCAGAUGAUCUUCCUCAUUGGGUAUUAUCUGCCAUGAAGUGCCUAGCAAAUUGGCCAAGAAGUAAUGAUAUGACUAAUCCAACUUAUGUUGGAUUUGAACGAGAUGUAUUUAGAACAAUUGCAGAUUAUUUUCUAGAUCUCCCCGAACCUCUACUUACCUUUGAAUAUUAUGAAUUAUUUGUGAACAUUUUGGGUUUGCUACAACCUCAUUUAGAGAGGGUUGCCAUCAAUGCACUACAGUUAUGUUGCUUAUUACUUCCUCCACCAAAUCGUAGAAAGCUUCAACUUCUAAUGCGCAUGAUUUCUCGAAUGAGUCAAAAUGUUGAUAUGCCCCAACUUCAUGAUGCAAUGGGUACAAGAUCACUGAUGAUACACACUUUUUCUCGGUGUGUGCUGUGCUGUGCUGAAGAAGUGGAUCUUGAUGAGCUCCUUGCUGCAAGAUUAGUUUCAUUCUUAAUGGAUCAUCAUCAGGAAAUUCUUCAAGUACCCUCUUACUUACAGACUGCAGUGGAGAAACAUCUUGACUACUUAAAAAGGGGCCUUAUUAAAAAUCCUAGAGAUGGACUGAUUGCUCCUUUGCCAACAUAUUCAUACUGUAAGCAGAUUAGUGCUCAGGAGUUUGAUGAACAAAAAGUUUCUACCUCUCAAGAUGCAAUUGCAGAACUUUUGGAGAAUAUUAUUAAAAGCAAGAGUUUGCCUUUAAAGGAGAAGAGGAAAAAACUAAAACAGUUUCAGAAGGAAUAUCCACUGAUAUAUCAGAAAAGAUUUCCAACCACGGAAAGUGAAGCAGCACUUUUUGGUGACAAACCUACAAUCAAGCAACCAAUGCUAAUUUUAAGAAAACCCAAGUUUCGUAGUAUGAGAUACUAA